UCUAUUGAAAGGUCAAGCACGCGGAGACUGUCUGGGAGGCAUGCGUUCUUUCUCACCCCUGUCUGGUCCCCAAUAUUGGUUCGCAAUCUUUUUGUUCUGUUGCCCCUUGCAGGAAAAGUAUGGAGGAGCGCAUGAAAAUGUUCGAUCAACGGCCGAUUCCUGGGAAGGACCCGCGUGCUAAGGGAGGCUCGGGCUACUCAGGACUCAUUCUUCCUCCUGCUUUUCUUCAUCCCAGCAUUAUUGAACGAUUAUUGAGGGGGCUUAGGAAGAAGGGAAAGUUUCAAAACAAGGCAAGCAAUAUAAGCUGUAGGUUUCGGGGGCUCUCCUACCCUUUUGGCCUGGACUUUCGGUGGCUUUCACCUCUGUCGAGACAGGACAGGACUGGAGUGGCGGUGGCGGCGGUGAUAAUGGUUUUACUUUGCCUUAUUUUCCAUGUAUUGUUGUAUCUGAAUUCAUUUGUUGCUCAAUAGUGGUGUUUCUGUGGGUUGUUCUAUUGGUGAUAUGAGUGGGAGCGGAGGGCGGCGUCGACUAUAUGUCUUGUCUCGCG
Aaosphaeria arxii CBS 175.79 is the source of this 547-nucleotide messenger RNA. RefSeq lists its product as uncharacterized. The transcript has a single exon. Bases 120 to 470 code for a protein of 116 amino acids. Lineage: Eukaryota; Fungi; Ascomycota; Dothideomycetes; Pleosporales. The record is from RefSeq and is a predicted model, not a curated record.